Molecule: messenger RNA, 1744 nt
Organism: Xyrauchen texanus (razorback sucker)
Lineage: Eukaryota; Metazoa; Chordata; Actinopteri; Cypriniformes; Catostomidae
Gene: irgf1
Product: immunity-related GTPase family, f1
Exons: 4
Coding region: 190-1383 (397 amino acids)
Cellular component (GO): membrane
Molecular function (GO): GTP binding
Source: RefSeq, a predicted model, not a curated record
GUGAAAGUGAAAGUGUGAGGCUUGGGUGGAUCCUGUUUUACAGCUUUUGUUUAGUAUAGAAAAGUUUAAGCAACCGUCUUUAUCAUUUGUGUCAUCCUGUUGUGCCGCUUGCUCAAGAAGAAUUUGGAAACAGCACUUCUCUUCUUGGUCUAAUAGUUCUUCUUGAGUUGAAUUUUCUGAAGCAUAAAGAUGUCAUUUGAGGAUUACUGUGUAAUAACUCAGGAUGACCUGGAAGACCUUAAAGAGUCCAUAUCUACUCAAGAUCUCCCAUCAGCGAUAAACACGAUCAAAGAUUACCUCAAACAGCAAGAUCUUGUAGAACUUAAUAUUGGUGUGACGGGGGAGUCUGGUUCUGGGAAGUCUACAUUUGUCAAUGCUUUUAGGGGCUUAGGGGAUGAAGAGGAGGGCUCUGCCAAAACUGGUAUAGUGGAGACCACCAUGGAACCUGAGGUUUAUCCUCACCCAAACUACAAAAAUGUGAAAAUGUGGGAUCUGCCUGGCAUUGGAACACCAAACUUCAAAGCCAUAGAGUACCUUAAACUGGUUAAGUUUGAGCGCUAUGAUUUUUUCAUCAUCAUUGCUUCAGAUCGGUUUAAAGAAUGUCACACCCAGCUGGCCAUAGAGAUCAUGAGAAUGGGAAAGAAUUUCUAUUUUGUUCGUUCUAAGAUCGACGCUAGCAUUACUGCUGAGAAGAGAAAGAAGAACUUUGACCUGAAAAUGAUUCUGGAUACAAUAAAAAAAGAUUGUGCAAAUGGGCUGAAACAGAUUGGUAUUGAGAAUCCUGUCGUGUUCUUGAUAUCUGGCUGGGAGCUCGGCAAGUAUGAUUUAAAUCUGCUGGAGGAAAGAAUGGAGAAAGAGCUCGAUCAGCAUAAGAAACAUGUGCUGAUGUUGGCGUUGCCGAAUAUCACAUUGGAGAUUAAUGAGAAAAAGAAGAAAGCUCUUGAGGAGAACAUUGGAAGAGUCGCUUUCCUCUCUGCUUGUGUGGCUGCAAUUCCACUUCCUGGCCUCUCUAUUGCUGCAGAUGUAGCCAUCAUAGCAGAAGAGCUAAGAAAAUACUACAGUACCUUUGGUCUGGAUGAUCCAUCCCUGCAGAAGCUCUGUGAAAGAUCUGGGAAGACCGUAGAGGAACUGAAGAGUCUGAUGAAGUCGCCUCUACAUCAAGGGAUAAACCCAACUUCAGUAUUAACCUUGCUGGGUACUGCAUCUCUUCUUAUAUCAGAAGAUGCUGUUGAGUUCUUUGUGAGCCUCAUACCCAUUGUUGGCAGUGUGGUGGCAGGAGGACUGUCUUAUUUGACCGUCUCAAGAUUGCUGAAGAGAGCUCUGGAUGAUAUAGCAGAAGAUGCCAGGAAAGUGCUAAUGGCUUCACUAGAGACUGAAGUGUAAUCAAAGAUGUGUAAUUGGAAAGGCUUAAAGUACAUAACUGCCUCAUAUAUAUUCAACUGUAUUUAUAAUUAAACAGUUGUUAUAAAGGUUUACACUGUUCAGAUUUCUUUUUUACUCUGAAACAGCAUUUAUCUAAUAAAAACAAAGUGAUCAAUGUUAUACAUAUAUUUAAUGAAAUGUUAUUCAUUUUUAAAUAAUUUGUUUUUUCAGUAGUAAUUAGUUACUUAAAAAGUUAUGUUACUUGCUUUGGGCAUACAACUUAAUAUGUUUGCAUUCUCAUAGUGUCCUUAGCAGAUCAGGAUUAUUAAAUAUGUCAUUGAAUGAAAGUAUUUUGUGAAUGGCAAAUGCACAGUACAUUAUU